AAAGAUCGUAAGCCCAAACAAGAAAAAAACUAAAACCCUAUAAAACAAAAAAUAAUUUGAUAUAAGUAGGGCUAACGUGUACACCAAAUUGUUUUAGGGGGUUUAUUCAUUCAUCGUUUCACCUUGUAGCCGCCGCAACACUUCAACCUGCAGCCACCAAAUCCAAUGGCUUCCGAGGCGAAAUUGGCUAACCCUAUGAGGGAUAUCAAGGUUCAGAAGCUUGUCCUCAACAUCUCCGUUGGUGAGAGUGGAGAUCGUCUCACCAGAGCUGCCAAGGUGCUAGAGCAACUCAGUGGACAAACCCCAGUGUUCUCCAAAGCAAGAUACACUGUCCGAUCUUUUGGUAUUAGAAGAAAUGAGAAGAUUGCAUGCUACGUAACUGUUAGAGGUGACAAGGCAAUGCAACUUUUGGAGAGUGGACUGAAGGUGAAAGAGUAUGAACUUUUGAGGAGGAACUUCAGUGACACUGGAUGCUUUGGUUUUGGAAUUCAAGAGCAUAUUGAUCUUGGAAUCAAAUAUGAUCCAUCUACCGGUAUCUAUGGUAUGGACUUUUUUGUUGUCUUGGAGCGUCCUGGUUAUCGUGUUGGUCGUCGCCGUAGGUGCAAAGCCCGUGUCGGAAUCCAACACCGUGUUACCAAGGAUGAUGCCAUGAAAUGGUUCCAAGUGAAGUAUGAGGGAGUGAUCCUUAACAAAUCUCAGCAGAUCUGAGUUAUUAUGUGUUAGGUUAUUGUUUUUUGGCAUCUAUAGUUUGUUGUCUUUGGGAUACUGGCUUAAAUUAUGUUGAAAUUUUUGAUGGAUUGUUAUGAUAUUUUGAAUUUUCUGCUAUUUCAUGAUGAAGCAAUUGAGUAAACUUUUAACCCUGUUUAAAUA
Lathyrus oleraceus (garden pea) is the source of this 870-nucleotide messenger RNA. RefSeq names its product 60S ribosomal protein L11. Gene Ontology annotation, molecular function: structural constituent of ribosome. Lineage: Eukaryota; Viridiplantae; Streptophyta; Magnoliopsida; Fabales; Fabaceae. Gene Ontology annotation, biological process: translation. The record is from RefSeq and is a predicted model, not a curated record. Gene Ontology annotation, cellular component: ribosome. The transcript has 5 exons. Bases 166 to 708 code for a protein of 180 amino acids.